Molecule: messenger RNA, 1500 nt
Organism: Colletotrichum truncatum
Lineage: Eukaryota; Fungi; Ascomycota; Sordariomycetes; Glomerellales; Glomerellaceae
Source: RefSeq, a predicted model, not a curated record
AUGAAGUUCUCCAAGGCGGCCGCCGCGACUUUGUUGUCGUUGGCGUCUGGCUCUGGCGCUGUAGACGCCACAUGCCGACCCAAGAUUGAUUCUGAGAAGCUCCAGGCCGAUCUCAAGACCGAAAACCUCAUGGCCAACUUGGAAGCACUCAACGAAAUCGCCUUCGCAAACGGUGGAAACCGCGCCUUCGGACUGCCCGGAUAUGCUGCGUCAGUUGACUAUGUCUGGGACCGUAUUUCCUCGAUCCCCGCCACCAAGGCCUGGAAACAGGACUUCUCGGCGACAUUUGGGCAGGUCGUCUCAAUCGACUUCAACAUUGACGGCGAGUCCAUCUACGUUUUUGGCUUGACGUACUCCCCAUCCACGAGCGAGGAGGGCAUCACCGCCCAAGUCGUUCUCGGACCCGAUGGUGCGGCCGGUUGCGAUGCCGCCAACUACGAAGGUCUGGACGUCAAGGACAAGAUUGUUCUCGUCCAACGCUUCCGCUGCCCUACGGGAGGCACCCUGGCUGGCAGAGUGCGACCCGCGGCCGCUGCUGGCGCCGCUGCUGUUAUUAUUUACCACGACAUCACGACUAAUGCGACUGCCGGCUCGCUUAGCGCGCCUGAUCCUGAAGGUUUUGUGCCUGCUGGAUUUAUCAACCUGGCGGAUGGUGUGAAGAUUAGGGAGCGCCUCGAUGCGGGUGAAACUGUUGAGGCGCACUUUCAGCAGACUCAGAUUGUGGAGGAGCGCAUUACCCAGAAUGUGUUCGUUGAGACUGAGGAAGGCGACCCUCACAACGUUAUCAUGCUUGGUGCUCACUUGGACAGUGUGCAAGCCGGCCCUGGCAUUAACGAUGACGGCUCCGGAACAAGUCUCCUUCUCGAACUCUUCCUCGCUUUGACCAAGUACCGGACCAAGAACAAGGUUCGCUUCGCGUGGUGGGGAGCCGAAGAAAACGGCCUGCUGGGCUCCAAGUUCUACUGCUCCAACCUUGCCCCAUCCGACGUGGACAAUCUCCUUGUUUACCUCAACUUCGACAUGGUUGCAAAGGGUUACUUUGGUGUCGCCGACACCGAUGGCAGCACCCAUGGCUCUGUCGCUCCACCCGGAUCUGAUGUUGUCGAGCAUAUUUACGAGGAGUAUUUCGCAAGCAAGGGCAUUGAGAUCACCCCUGCUGUUGUUACUAACGGCAGUGAUUAUGCAUCCUUCUGGCAGAUUCUGAACAAGCCAUUCGGGUUCCUCCACACUGGCACUGGAGUUGCUCAAGACCCGUGCUACCACCAAGCUUGCGACACCAUCGAGAACCCUGACCCCAACACCAUUACUGUCAACGCCAAGGCUGCUGCUCACAUCCUCACGGUUCUGUCACUAAACGGAACCUCCCUCAUCCCUAAGACAACUGUUAACGCAACUAUGCUCAACACCCUGCAGUCCCGCAGCAUCGAGCAUGAUGUAAUUAGAAUUGAGGAGUUGGAGGCGCUUGGAGAGCGACACCUGGGUUGUGGCCAUGACAUCUAA